Messenger RNA from Drosophila navojoa, 525 nucleotides. RefSeq names its product chymotrypsin-2-like. NCBI's taxonomy places the organism in Eukaryota, Metazoa, Arthropoda, Insecta, Diptera, Drosophilidae. Gene Ontology annotation, molecular function: serine-type endopeptidase activity. Gene Ontology annotation, biological process: proteolysis. The record is from RefSeq and is a predicted model, not a curated record.
AGUAAUAGCACAGAAAUUGGACAACAAACUGUGAUCGUGGAAGCUGGAAAUUAUGUGAUUCAUGAAGAGUGGGAUAACAUAAAAAUUAUCUAUGAUAUUGCUUUAAUUAAACUACCAAAGGAUCUGGAGUUCAAUCAGUAUAUUCAACCAGCUAAAUUGCCAGAACCCUAUAACCUUUAUGCUGAUAAAAAUGCUGUUAUCUCGGGUUGGGGCAGAGCUAAUGGUGGUUUUUAUCCUUCGCAUUUGCAAUAUGCGAACGUUAUAACUUUAUCGAAUGAGGAAUGCAAGCGUAAAUUUCCUUCUAAAAUAAAGUUUUUUUCACACUGGCUAUGUACCGCGACCAAUAACAGUGCUGCAGGGAGUCGAGACUCUGGUGGUCCACUGGCAGAAAGGAACGCUGACGGCUCUAGUACUGUGAUUGGUAUCGUAUCGUUUGGAUCUUCGGAUUACCUUUCCUAUUCCCCAGAUGUAUUUACUCGGGUUUCAUAUUUCCUUAACUGGAUCGCUCAACACAUCAACGAGUGA